Messenger RNA from Salmo salar (Atlantic salmon), 3131 nucleotides. Its product is annotated as phosphopentomutase. Gene Ontology annotation, biological process: purine ribonucleoside salvage; carbohydrate metabolic process. NCBI's taxonomy places the organism in Eukaryota, Metazoa, Chordata, Actinopteri, Salmoniformes, Salmonidae. The record is from RefSeq and is a predicted model, not a curated record. Gene Ontology annotation, molecular function: phosphopentomutase activity; magnesium ion binding. Gene Ontology annotation, cellular component: nucleus.
AACAGUCUCCGCCUCUCGUUUUGUCCGUUCACACUGAACACGGAAGUGAAACUGGGACUCACAGUUUAGUUUUUUUUAUCGAGAUAUUUUUUAUUAAUGUGCAAGUACAACUCCCAGUCAUAUAAACACAGACGCUUUAGUGCUGAAAUCAACGGGACAAUAUGGAGAACGGGUUAUCCUCGACUGGUGACAGUAAAUUGGAUCAAGCCAUUAACCAGUGGUUGCAGUUUGACAAGAACCCCCAGACAGUGGCGUUGGUGCAGGGCCUGGUGGAGGACGGGGCGGUUGAGGAGCUGCGAAGGUGUUUUGGAUCUAGGAUGGAGUUUGGGACGGCUGGCCUCAGAGCUGCCAUGGGACCAGGGAUCUCCUGUAUGAACGACCUCACCAUCAUACAGACCACACAGGGGUUCUGUAAGUAUCUGGAGCACUGUUUUGGGGAGGGUCUGAAGGAGAGGGGUGUGGUGGUAGGGUUUGAUGCCCGCGCCCACCCUCCCAGUGGAGGCAGCAGUAAACGUUUUGCCAGCCUGGCGGCCGCUGUGUUCAUCGGCCGGGGAGUCCCCGUCCACCUGUUCUGUGACAUCACACCCACACCCUUCGUGCCCUUCGCUGUGUCUCAUCUGGGUCUGUGUGCUGGCGUCAUGGUAACCGCCUCCCACAACCCCAAACAGGACAACGGCUACAAGGUGUACUGGGAGAACGGAGCCCAGAUCGUGCCUCCCCAUGAUAAGGGUAUCUCUGUAGCCAUCGAGGCUAACCUGGAGCCCUGGCCUGAGUCCUGGGACAUCACCUGUCUCUCUCACAGCCCUCUGCUGAAGGACCCGUACCAAAACAUUCACACAGAGUACUACCGGACCAUCCAGCAGCACUGUCACCACAGGGACAUCAACAAGAGUUCAGAGGUGAAGAUCGUCCACACUUCCGUGCACGGAGUCGGACACGCCUUCGUCCAAUCGGCUUUCAAGGCCUUUGACCUCCGACCCCCGUACGCCGUAGAGGAGCAGAAAGACCCCGACCCUGAGUUCCCCACCGUCAAAUACCCCAACCCCGAGGAAGGAAAGGGGGUCCUGACCCUGUCGUUUGCCCUGGCGGAGAGGGAGGGAGCUACUGUCGUUCUGGCCAACGACCCUGAUGCUGAUCGACUGGCCGUUGCUGAGAAACAGAAGGGUGGUCAGUGGCGUGUGUUCAGCGGUAAUGAGUUGGGGGCGUUGCUGGGCUGGUGGGUCUAUGGGUGUUGGAUACAGACCAGCCCAGACCAGUCGACCGUGAAGUCAGUCUACAUGCUGUCCUCCACCGUCUCCUCUAAGAUUCUACGGGCCAUCGCUCUCAAGGAGGGCUUCCACUUUGAGGAAACUCUGACGGGGUUCAAGUGGAUGGGCAACAGAGCCAGAGAGCUGCUGGACCAGAACAAGAUGGUACUGUUCGCCUUCGAGGAGGCUAUAGGGUACAUGUGUGGUUCUGCUGUGCUGGAUAAAGAUGGAGUCAGCGCUGCAGCCAUCGCAGGGGAAAUGACAUCAUACCUGGCCGCGAAGAACACCACGCUGUCACAACAACUCACUGCUAUCUACGAGGAGUAUGGGUACCACAUCACUAAGAACUCCUACUUCAUCUGUCACGACCAGGAAGUGAUCCGGGCCAUGUUUGACCGGCUGCGUCACUACGGUAACCAGGAGGAAGUGUCGUACCCCAGGCAGUGUGGAGGCGUCGCCAUCACCGCUGUACGAGACCUCACUACUGGAUAUGACAGCAACCAGGCAGACAACAAGGCUGUCCUCCCCUCCUCCCCCAGUAGUCAGAUGAUAACCUUUAGUUUCUCUAACGGGGGCGUGGCCACCAUGAGGACCAGCGGAACGGAACCCAAGAUCAAAUACUACACUGAGCUGUGUGCUGCCCCCGGCAACAGUGAUGUUAAAGGUUUACAGAAGGAGUUGGAUGACCUGGUUAAUGCCAUCGUAGAGGACUUCUUCCAGCCCCAGAAGAAUAACCUGCUGUCCAAGCCUGAGUAACACAAAGACCAGCGCUGGUGUGACUUCCUGAUCAAGAUUCCCUUUCACACAUUCUUCUUCCAGAACUCACACACGCAUUCUAGAACUCACACACGCAUUCUAGACCUCUCACACGCAUUCUAGAACUCACACACGCAUUCUAGACCUCUCACACGCAUUCUAGAACUCACACACGCAUUCUAGACCUCUCACACGCAUUCUAGAACUCACACACGCAUUCUAGACCUCUCACACGCAUUCUAGAACUCACACACGCAUUCUAGACCUCUCACACGCAUUCUAGAACUCACACACGCAUUCUAGAACUCACACACGCAUUCUAGAACUCUCACACGCAUUCUAGACCUCUCACACGCAUUCUAGAACUCACACACGCAUUCUAGACCUCUCACACGCAUUCUAGACCUCUCACACGCAUUCUAGAACUCACACACGCACAUUCUAGAACUCACACACGCACAUUCUAGAACUCACACACGCAUUCUAGAACUCACACACGCACAUUCUAGAACUCACACACACACAUUCUAGAACUCACACACCGCAUUCUAGAACUCUCACACGCGUUCUAGAACUCACACACACACACAUUCUCCCUUUAAGAGUGUGCUCAUAAUCUCAGCUCGUUACCUGUAUAAAAGACACCUGGGAGCCAGAAUUCUUUCUGAUUGAGAGGGGGUCAAAUACUUAUUUCCCUCAUUAAAAUGCAAAUCAUUUUAUAACAUUUUUGACAUGUGUUCCAGGCCGACUACCAAGCCUGUGUCGUAGUCCUGUCAGAUUACGGGUGUGUUCCAGGCCGACUACCAAGCCUGUGUCGUAGUCCUGUCAGAUUACGGGUGUGUUCCAGGCCGACUACCAAGCCUGUGUCGUAGUCCUGUCAGAUUACGGGUGUGUUCCAGGCCGACUACCAAGCCUGUGUCGUAGUCCUGUCAGAUUACGGGUGUGUUCCAGGCCGACUACUAAUGCUGAGUGAUUUAAUACUUUCUGAUUUUCAGUUUCAAUUACUUAUUUUUUCAUUUUUUUUAUUUUUUUUACAUCAAAUGCCCUUUUGCAUUGUGUGUGUUGAACGCUGUAACACAUAAAAUCAACUAAUAAAACACAUUUUGUCGUUACAACGAGGAAAUAAAA